Messenger RNA from Loa loa (African eye worm), 1575 nucleotides. RefSeq lists its product as hypothetical. The record is from RefSeq and is a predicted model, not a curated record. Lineage: Eukaryota; Metazoa; Nematoda; Chromadorea; Rhabditida; Onchocercidae. The coding region runs from base 117 to 1205 and encodes 362 amino acids. The transcript has 8 exons. Gene Ontology annotation, molecular function: polynucleotide 5'-phosphatase activity; protein tyrosine/serine/threonine phosphatase activity. Gene Ontology annotation, biological process: protein dephosphorylation.
CGCAACUAUUACGGUUCGGAGACGUUAAAAUUGAGCGAAGGCGUGUUGUAACUGACUUGACGGGUUUAAGAUAUUAGAGAAGGGAGUUCAGUUCAUCGAGAUUGUAUGGGUAUACAAUGGGACGAACCAGUCGAGUGGUACCGAAACAAUGGCUACGUUACGAACCAGUUGGCCUACCAAUACCAAACACACGGUUUUUGGUUUUCAAAACACCUCUCAGCAUGACGCUAUCAACGAAAAUACCGAAGGAGAAGCGAUUCACUACUUUGAAUCUCCUGCAAAAAUUGGGUGAAAAAGGAAUUCAGGUAGGUCUUAUCGUCGAUUUGACAGAUACGGAUCGUUAUUAUGAACGCAGUGAUUUCGAGGGAAUGUGUAUUUCAUACGAAAAAAUCAACUGUCCUGGUCGAGGUUUUAUUGAAAGAGACGAUCUGGUGGAUGCAUUCAAUGCCGCUGUGGACAGUUUUUUGGAAUCAAAUGCUGAUAACGAGAUGAUGAUCGGCGUCCACUGUACAAAUGGUGUUAAUCGCAGCGGUUAUUUGAUAUGCCGAUUUUUAAUUGAUCGUUUAGGAUGGUCUUCGCACGAUGCCAUUGAUGCUUUCGAAAGGACUCGUGGCUAUCCAAUUGAACGCGGAUCUUACGUGCAGGCAUUGCACAGAGCUGCCAAAGAAAGACGAUCGAAAAAAAGACAUAAACAUAUCGAAGAAGUGAUUUCAAGUGAUGAGUCUGAAGUGCAAAAAAUGCUGAAAAAACGAACUAAGCACAAAAAAAGAAGGAAAAAUGAGAAUGGUUCUGGUGAAGAAAAUAGUACGCCUGAUAUGGAAGCUGUUCUUAAUCAAAUGGCAAUUGCAUUUGAGCAGCACCAGUCGUCGCUGAAUUCACUUAGCGAAGCGUCGAUGAACUUUGGGAUGGAAGUAACUACAGGUAGUACAGAAGUACAGCAAUCACAGGCCUCAUCACACAUUUCCGCUGAAAAUAGUCCAUUUAUCGGUAGUACAGGUACUGGGGAAGAAGAGGAAGACGAUGAUUUCAGUGGUGAGCAGGAUGUACAAACAAUGGGUGCAGGUGACGAACCAGAGAUCGAAGUUUCAAAAUCGAAGAAAAGACGUGAAAGAAGACUAAGAUUGCAGAAACAGUUUGAAUUAAUGAAGACAGGCAAUUUCUGGAAGAUCAAUGAAAUGCAGAAGGAAAAGUUUGGCACAUCAUAAAAUAGUGGAAGAUCAAAUAACUAAAAUCCCUUUUAAAAUUUUUAAGUUAUUUCCAUGUCAUGAUUGGUAAUGUUGUGAACUAAAUGCUUAUUUUUAAAAUGCAUGGCCGGAAUUGCAUCAAGUGCUCACUGCAUAGUCUUAGUGCUUUAUCUAAAAAAUCUGGAAUUUUAUUUGCUGAUUUUCUAAAAUUUAUUUUUUCUUUGAGCCUUCAUUAUCUCCGCUUGCCCAGUCAUCUAGUUUUACCAUGAUGCACAAACGAAACAUGUAUUGCGCAUCGUAUAACAGUUCAAAAUUUUAACCGAUGUACUUUGUUGAGAGGCGUACUGUGUUCAACCAUUUGUGAAUUUCUGCAGUUUAGAAAUAAAUAGAC